GUGCAUAUGCUCCAGCACUUUCUGGGCCCCGCCUCGUUUCCCCAAGAACAUAAGAACGCAAGCAAUCGAGAAGCCGGAGGAUAGAGGGGCGGAGAAGGCGGCCGGAGAGAUGUCGGAGAAGGAGAGCGUCUGUGUCACCGGCGGCAGCGGGUUCAUCGGAUCUUGGCUCGUCCGCCUCCUCCUCGACCGCGGCUACACGGUCCACGCCACGGUCAAAAAUCUCGAGGAUGAAGGCGAGACGAAGCACCUGCAAGCGCUGGAGGGCGCGGCGUCGCGGCUCCGUCUCUUCCAGAUCGACCUCCUCGACCCGGCCUCCAUCCUCGCCGCGAUCCGAGGCACCGUCGGCGUCUUCCACCUCGCCUCUCCCUGCAUCGUUGACCGCGUUCACGAUCCCGAGAGAGAGUUACUGGACCCGGCGGUGAAAGGGACGGCGAACGUGCUCGGCGCGGCGAAGGAGAGCGGAGUGAAGCGAGUGGUGGUGACGUCAUCGAUCUCGGCCAUUAUCCCCAGCCCUAGCUGGCCCGCCGAUGUCGUCAAGGACGAGAAUUGCUGGACCGACGUCGACCACUGCAAGCAGAACGAGAUUUGGUAUCCAGCUUCGAAGACUUUGGCAGAGAAGGUGGCAUGGGAAUUUGCCAAGGAGAAUGGAUUGGAUGUAGUGGUGGUCAAUCCCGGCACGGUGAUGGGUCCGGUCAUUCCACCGAGCAUCAACGCCAGUAUGGCCAUGCUGGUCCAACUUCUUGAAGGCUGCUCUGAAGAGUACGCAAAUUUUUACAUGGGAUCAGUCCAUGUCCAAGAUGUUGCACUGGCUCAUAUCCUUGUUUAUGAAAAUCCAUCAGCAUCUGGAAGGCACUUAUGUGUUGAGUCCAUUGCACAUUGGAGCGACUUUGCAUCCAAAGUUGCAGAAAUUUACCCAGAAUACAAAGUGCCCAGAUUUCCAAAGGAUACGCAACCAGGGCUGCUGAGAACCCAAAAUCCAUCGAAGAAGCUGAUUGAAUUGGGUAUGGAAUUCCGCUCCAUGGAGCAAAUUAUCAAGGAUGCAGUGGAGAGUCUUAAGAGCAAGGGUUAUAUUGUUUCUUCUGAGAGGACUGGGGGAAAGCCAUGUUGUUAGAUCCCACGGCACAUGACUGUUAUCUAUACCGUUGUACAUUUUCUUAGUGAAGAGAAUAUGGUCUGUGCAACAGUUCAUGCAGCACUAUGUUGCUAGCUUUAGCUCGGUGUGCAACACUAAUGCGUGUGCGACUUUGAUGUGCUACCUUUUAUCCUAUUCUUUCCCUGAGAUACCUGGUUUCUUUGUUCUUUACCCUAUGAAUCUUGUUUGUAUGGAUACCA
Messenger RNA from Elaeis guineensis (African oil palm), 1332 nucleotides. RefSeq names its product phenylacetaldehyde reductase. Lineage: Eukaryota; Viridiplantae; Streptophyta; Magnoliopsida; Arecales; Arecaceae. The record is from RefSeq and is a predicted model, not a curated record. Gene Ontology annotation, molecular function: oxidoreductase activity, acting on the CH-OH group of donors, NAD or NADP as acceptor.